AUGAAAGAACAGAAGAACUCAAGUGUUACUGGAAGUUUCACAGUUGAGCCUCGAAAAAGAAGGAAGAUAAAAAGGUCUUCAUUUGUUUAUUUCACACCAAAGAAAUCCACAGGACAGUCUAAAACUAGAGGAAGACAGAAGAAGGCAAGAAAACAAGUUGAUGAUAAAACAGAGUUGCUCUACUGUGUAUGCAGAAAACCUGAUGACGGGAGAAAAUACUGGCAGUGUGAAAAUUGUUGCAACUGGUUUCACCCAGUCUGUGUUGGCAUGAAGGAAGAUGAGGAGCCGUGGACAUAUAUUUGUAAAACCUGUCAGGAUAAACAGAGCAAGAAAGAGACCAUAAAAAAAAAACAUGAUGGUGGAAAGAAGGACACUGUCAAAGACUCCACUGAUGAGGAAGUAGUUCCUGUUCAUGAAGUAACAAGAGAAGAACAUGAUGGUGGAAAGAAGGACACUGUCAAAGACUCAACAGAUGAGGAAGUAGUUCCUGUUUAUGAAGUAACAAGAGAAGAACAUGAUGGUGGAAAGGACACUGUCAAAGACUCAACAGAUGAGGAAGUAGUUCCUGUUCAAGAAGUAACAAGUGAAGCGCAAGAUAAAGAACCAGAAGACUUUGAACCUACACCUUGGUUCCAGCCAGUUAAGACAGGUCAAAAAGUUCCAGGUGGACUAUAUGUGAAGAUGGACUUAAAAACGGGAGAAACUCUUGCAAAACUGGUAGAAGGGACGAAGGAAUAUAAACGUUGGGAGGAGAAACAAAGAAAGGUCAAUGUAGAGAAAGCUGUAGAGUCAGAGGGAUCAGAGGAAUUUGAGGAAUUUGAGGGACCAGAUGAGAAGAAUUUCUUUGUCAAUAAGGAAACCGCAGAGAAGAAUAUUGGGGCUGCUUUUGCAAGAUUAGACAAAAUAAUCAGGUUGGCGGAAAGUUCUGAAAAGUGGAUGAAAAGACAUCAUAUUUUCCGCAGUAGUGAAGGUAGUGCAAAGGUGGUUUGGAAAGGAUAUGGAUAUGCCAUAUUUAGUGUACAGGCCAUUCAGUUUAUGGAAGCAGAAGUAAAAAGGCGUUAUUUUACAGAUGUUACAAGUAAAAUUUAUUCAAGACAUGGUAGAAUAGUAGGAAUGCUAGAUGAAAAGAUGAAUGAAUUGUUUGCGAACGAUAGAUUUUUAGCGGAAAUAUAUUUGAUGGAUGUCCUGGUGACAGAGAGUUUGGCUGCAGUACUGCAAGAAAGCACCGGCUUAUCAUACAGAAGAGUGGACAUGGAGUGCAAAGCAGUUGAGGGCAAGAGUAAUGUCACGGCAUUAAAAGCUGGUUUAGAAUUGAGUGCAAAGAAAAAGCAAGAGUUGGAAGAAGCAAUGGUUUCAUAGUUUAACAUCAAUUAAAUGUUUAUUGUAACAGUGUCUGCAGUGUCACAGUCAUGUAGGGAAAAGUUCCUAUUUAUCUGAAUGUGUGCUUGGUGUCUUUUUUAUGAAGCUCAAGAAACACUCGAUGGGCAAGCUUUGAAAGGGGUGUUAAAAAUGAAGGAGAGUUUAUAUAAAUUUACUGACAUUUAAGUAAAUCAUAGACUGGAUUUAUUUGAAGAGCUUGUAUCACCAAUUUUGUUUUAUGGAAGUGAAGUGUGGAGUUUUAUUCAAGGUAACGCUGUGAGAUAGAACAUUAUGCAUUCUUGUAAAGAAUUGUAUUAGACCUAAGGAAAACAAUGCAAGAUGACUUUCUAUAUGGUGAGCUGGGUAGGCAAUCUUUUCAAACUGUAUGAUUUUUCAAUGUUAUUAAGUACUGGAUUUCCAUUUUAAAGUCAACCGAUAAUAAGUACAUUAAAAAGGUUUAUCUUAUGUUGAAGGAAGUUGCAAAAAGCAAUCCUAACCAAAAAAUUUGGUGUUAAUUAGUGAAAGAUUUACCUUGUAAACUUGCUUUAUACAAGGCAAGGAUAUUCCAAGACAUUUGAAACACAAAUUUAUUCCUAAGAAUGGUUAAACAAAUAAUUAAAGAUCUUUGUACAAAAUUGGUCUGAAUUCUAGCAUAGCCACUAUUUAUAGAAGUAUUUCAAAGUUUCAGAGCCCACUUUAAUUAACCAUGAUUAGUAUCACAAGAUUUCGCAUUGGUGUUCAAAAGUUUAAGAGUAUCUUCUCAUAGUAUCUUCUCAUAGAUUAAAUGUUGAAAUGCGAAGAUCGACAAAACCAUUGAAAAUGCUGCAAAAUUUGAGAAGACGAGUUCCAUUUUGUUUUAAAAUGUACCAUGUAUUCUGACUUAAGAAAACCCUAUUUACCGAAGUAAUAUUGCAGAUGUACAAAUUAAUAUAUAUAUAUAUAACAAUGUAACAAUAACCUGUGGUAACAGCAUUUAAUAUAUAAUAUAUUUAUAUAUAACAGCAUUAAAAAUAUAGAUAUAUAAUCGGCGUCACUGAAAAGUUGCCACAUGUAUAUACCGAAUAUUUUUUAUACAUUAUUGACGUGAUCUUUUUAUGGCCUGUGCCCGGUCAAUCACUCGCAGACCCUGUGUAAUAAUGUCUGCUUACCAGUUUCAUGACUGUCAGGUGAGAACAGCCCGUAUGACAUCUAUUUUCACGAACCUAAGGUCUGGCGUCAAUCAUGCCAGUGGCCAGAUGACAUUGAGCGUCUCUUCAAUAUGAUAUUCUUAGCAAAGAUUUCUGGUUUUGAAUGUUUUUCUCUUAGUCUGUCCACUGACUUUCAAGUGAUAUAAAUGAUUUGCGAUAAAAGUUGCAUACAUGUCGACUUUGCUCCAAAAAGUCACUUUGCACAUGCAGGCCGUGAUUCAAAUGGAGUUCAUUACAUUUAUCAAAUCUUCACACUAGUGAUUACUCAGUUGGGUCAAAAACAUCAUUGCGAUGUGCUUCUAACACAGGGUCAAUGGAGUGUUAACUUUUCAGUGACACUGAGUAUUAUAUAUAUAUCGUACUGUUUCCCCAGGUCAUUGUCAGUAGCCAGUAUCAUUAUCGGAGAUGUUUUAACAUAUUGCUUUGUCAUGAAUAUUAUCUAACGAAAUAAUAUGAUAUAAUUACGGAGUAGUUUUUAGCUCACCUGUCACAUAGUGACAAGGUGAGCUUUUGUGAUCAUCCGUCGUCAGUCCGUGCGUCCGUCCGUCCGUCCGUCAACACUUUCUUGUCUGCACGAUAGUGGUUUCAUUUAUGAUUUUAUUUUAACCAAACUUGCACACAACUUGUAUCACCAUAAGAUCUCAGUUCCUUUUUGAACUGGCCAUAUCCCAUUAUGGGUUCCAGAGUUAUGGCCCCUGAAAGGGCCAAAAUCAGCUAUUUUGACAUUGUCUGCACAAUAGCAGCUUUAUUUAUGAUUUGAUUUCUACCAAACUGGCACACAACUUGUAUCACCAUAAGAUCUUGGUUCCUUUCUUGAACUGGCCAGAUUCCAUUAUGGGUUCCAGAGUUAUGGCCCCUGAAACGGCCAGAAUUAGCUAUUUUGACCUUGUCUGCACAAUAGCAGCUUCAUUUAUGAUUUGAUUUUAACCAGACUUCCACACAACUUGUAUCACUAUAAGAUCUUGGUUCUUUUGUUGAACUGGCUAGAUUCCAUUAUGGGUUCCAGAGUUAUGGCCCCUGAAAGGGCCAGAAUUAGCUCUUUAGACCAUGUCUGCACAAUAGCAGCUUCAUUUAUGAUUUGAAUUUAAUCAAACUUGCACAAAACUUGUGUUGCCAUAAGAUCUCAGUUCCUUUGUUGAACCGGCCAGAUCCCAUAAUGGGUUCCAGAGUUAUGGUCCCUGAAAAGGCCAGAAUUAGCUAUUUUGACCUUGUCUGCACAAUUGCAACUUCAUUUAUGAUUUGAUUUUAACCAAACUUGCACACAACUUGUAUCACCACAAGAUCUUUGUUCCUUUUUUUUGAACUGGCCAGAUUUCAUCAUGGAUUCCAGAGUUAUGGCCCCUGAAAUGUCCAAAAUUGGCUAUUUUGGCUUUUGCAGCCAUAUAGAGACUUCGUUUAUGUUUUUUUUUAUACAAACUUCCAAAUUAUCUUCAACAACAAUAAAUCUUGGAUUCCAUGACAAAUCAGAUCCAAUCGUAGGUUAUUUUAUAUCUUAUUACCUUCCCUGAUUGUAGUCAAAAUGGAUUUAUAUCAGUAAGUACUUAUAGGACUUAUUUGAAAUUUCAUUAUUGUCAUUAGUUGGACUGAGCCAAUCAGAGUAGAUAACUAUGGACUGAUUUUAUGUCAAAUUACCUCCCUUUAUUUCAAAUUAAAAUGGGUAUAGUAGUCGCAACUUGACCGCGAUGAUUGACCUUAGGCUGAAUAUUCAUAUCGAUUAUUUCAUUGUAGAAAUCAAGGGUGCUUAGGUUAGCCGUGUAUAUUUAUAUGGAAUUAGUUUGUACACAGUGCAGUAUCAAAGUAUACAUAAUUACAUUUGAUCAGUUAAAACUUUCCAAUACAAUACUUUUUUUUUUACACAUAAUUAUAUUUCCCUUUUCUCGUGCAGCUCCUGUUUUACGUACACUCCUUUCCAAUAAUAGGUUGUGCCUUAUUAUGUAUUAUAAUGCAAAGGUCAACCAUCGGGGUCAAGUUGCGUCCACUUUAUAUCUCCGUAACUAAUGAAGAUACUGAUCUGAAAUGUCAUUUAUGUCAACAGAUUUAUUUGGCAGAUCCUUCUUUUGUUCACUUACAACAGUUUUCUUUUUAAUUAAUUCCCUUUUACGUUACUAUAAAUAGCUUAUUUUUAGUAACUUUUUUAUUACUGGCCGUAGGGAAAAACUGAUACCACUUUUCUGUGGUACAACAUGGAUGGUACCUCCAAUUUUUAGGUGUAUUUUGACAUAUCUGUACCUUGUAAGAAUUCUUUUUUCUUUUUGGUUAAAUUUCUUUCCUUUGUUGUUCCUGUCAUUUGGACUUGGAUAUUUUUCCUGAGGACCUUCUUGUCCUCAAGUGCAAUGAUAACAGGUGAGCGAUAUAGGGCCAUCAUGGCCCUCUUGUUUAUAUUUGUAAAAUUUCAUGAUUACAUUGUGUUAUAUAUACUGCCAUAUAAUGUAUCACUUGUCUUAUUUGGUCUUAGACCUUCUGCUAUUUAUAUGUGUAAACUUGUAUCUACCUCUGUCAGGUAUUUCAGCUGAAUAAGGGUCUUUUUUUGAUUUUUGGUAUGGUUCAUAUUUCAUUCAAGACCAUGUUUCGUCAAAGAUAUUGAUCGGUCCUUUUUUUAACAAUUGCUUUGACAGUCUGUACUUUUUGGCAAUAAUACAUAACUUUUUCAAUAACAUAUGCUUAAUUAUGGCCUAUUUUAUACCCCAUUCACACAUACGGCGCGGAUAGCUACGUCAAGGCAGAUAUAAACGUAGUGAUCCGUAUUGAUCCGUACCUGAGCCAUAAGGAUUGUUACAUAUUACUACUUAGGUACGGCUCAAUUACGGAUCUAUUCGGAUUACUACGGUCAACGGCCAGACCUAUCUAUGCGUGACUAGGGUUAGACCUGGAAUUUGGUUAAGUGUUCUUUAGACAGUGUUUGUCGUACAUUUAUAACUAUGAUAGUAUUCAUAUAGACAAGAAUAACAAGGAUUUAUUUCGAUUUAUGGCACUUUUUUAAAUUUAAAAAAAGUGGGUAAUUUUAAUAAGUUACACAUUGACAUUUAUAGAAAGACUCAUUAAGUUUCACAUAUAUAGUUACAUUCUUUGUGUUAUCUGUUGUGACAUGUUUACGUCAAUUCUUAGAAUAAUAGAUAAUAGAUAGCUUUUCGUAAGAACCUAAUACUUAUUCAAAGUGAUGUUUGAUAAAAUUUGUGUUAUGUAGAAACAAAGGUUUAUCCUAUUUCAGAUUCCAUUUUUCAAUCAUUUCCAUAUUAUUAUAAAUGAAUGAAAGAUGUCUUUCGAUAUAUUAAGGGUUAUUUCACAUAGUGCCAACGUAUGAUUACAAUAUUUAUGUGAAAUAAUACAAACCAUUCUAACCACGGAAGUAGAAGUUUCAUGGUGAGAGUCCAUGUUUUUUUUUUUUUUUUUUUUUUUUUUUUUUAAAAACUUGAGCAGUAAAAAUUGUUUCAAAAUUUAGUUUUCAAAUAUGAAUGCCAUCUUUACCUCUGAAAAAAUACCUCGGAUGUAUGGGCGAAAUCGAGUGCAUUUACAUAAAAGUUAAACACGACCUUUUGCCCCCUAUGGUGGGCAUAUUAAAAUCUCAUUUUCUUUCCGUCAACGAGUCUGUGCAUCGUGUAAAUUCUUUUCGUCAAUAACUUUGCCUUUAGUAUAACUCGACAUAGAUGUUAACCAUAAUGGGACAACGUGUCAUGCACAUGACCUGUACCUGUAGCUCAAAUGUCAAACUUACAUGUUUAAGGAUUAACAGGGUCUGUUUCGUGUCCGGUCCGUAACUAUGUCAUUUAUCAAGGACUUUUGAAAUUACUGAUUGUAACUGUUUACCAAAAUGUGACAUGUCAUGCACAAAACUUAGACCUGAUGAAGGCAUUUUGAUAUUACUUUAGAAAAAUGUUCAUCAUAAUGAGUCAAUGUGUCUGUGCAUGUUUGAGACCCGUGACGCUAAGGUAAAGGUCACACUCAAAUGUAAAAGGUUAACAUGCUCCAUUUCAUUUUCGCUCAUAAAUCGGCUAUUGAUUAAGGCAUUUUAAAAUUAUUUUGCAUUAAAAGUUCCCUAUAUUAAGGUGACUUGUCCGAGGUGCCAGGCCUAGACCCCUAUCUUCAAGUUUAAGGUCAUUUUUUAUCAAGGGUUUUGAAAUGAAAUUGACAAAAAUGAUAACAGUAUUGGAGUGGGUGUACACUUAUGACCCAUGUCUCUAUUAAGUUAAUUAAUGGUCACAAAAUGAUGUGUUUCUAGCCCACCAGUUACAAAGUGACAGGGUUAUCUUUUGUGAUCACGCAACGUCCAGUGUCCGUGCGUGCGUAAACUUUUGCUUUUGACCACUCUAGAGGUCACAUUUUUCAUGGGAUCUUUUAUGAAAGUGGGUCUGAAUGUUCAUCUUGAUGAUUUCUUCGUCAAUUUUGAAACUGGGUCAACUGCGGUCAAAAACUAGGUCAAUAGGUCUAAAAUAUAUAGAAACAUUUUGACCUCUCAAGAAGCCAUUUUUGAUGGAUCUUCAUGAAAUUGGUCAGGAUGUUCACCUUGAUGACAUUUAGGUCAAAUUAGAAACUGGGUCACGUACGGUAAAAAACGAGGUCAGUAAGUCUAAAAAUAGAUACACUUUGUGACCUCUCUAGAAGCAAUACUUUCCAUGGUAUCUUUGUGAAAUUUGGUGAGAAAGUUCAUCCUUAUCAUAUCUAGGUCAGUUUCAUAACUGGGCCACAUGCCAUUCAAAAGGAGGUCAUUACGGCAAAUAAUAGAAAAACUUUGUGACCUCUCUAGAGUCCAUAUUUUUCAAUGGAUCUUCCGGAAAAAUGGUCAGAAUUUGUAUUUUUAUGAUAUUUAGGUCAAGUUCAAAACUGUGUCACAUGAGCUCAAAAACUAGGUCAAUAUGUCAAAUAUUAGAAAAAAUGACGUCAUACUCAGUUCAAAACUGGGCCAUGUGGGUACAGGUAGGAUAGAUUCAGGACCAUCAUGGUCCUCUUUGUUUUUGUUUCUUUUUUAGUGCAGAAAACUGCAGCAUUCUUGGGCAUGUUUUGGGGGUAAUUGUCGCAAAUCUUGUUUUUUUUUCACUUUUGAUGAGGAAAAAUUUCCACAGCAAGAUCAAUUUCAAAAUAGUGUCUUCUAAUUUUUAUGAGAUAUCAUUCAUGAGAAAUAUAUCUCGAUCACACAUGAAACACAUAUUUAGUCCACAACUGCUUUAAAACCAAUUUCGGGGACAAAAGGAAUGUGCUUUUCUGUCAGUCAGUCAGUCCUUCCUUGAGCAAAUUGUGCCCUGUCCAUAACUUGAGAUUUAAAUAUUACUUUGCACAGUUGUUCCCCAUGGUUGUCAUGGCAACUGAAAGGAAAAACUUUAAAACUCUUCUUGUCCAAAACCACAGGGCCUAGGGCUUUGAUAUCUGUGUAGCAUCAUCUAAUGGUCAUCUACCAAAAUUGUUUAAAUUAUCCCCCUCGGGUCAAAUAUGGCCCCGCCCCCGGGGUCUCAUAGUUUAUAUAAAAAAGACAUAUUGGGAAAACUUUGAAAAUCUUCUUGUACUAAACCACACGACCUAGGACUUCGAUAUGCAAUAUCAUCUGGUGGUCCUCUACAUAGAUUGUUUAAAUUAUCCCCAUAGGGUCAAAUAUGGCUCCGCCACGGGGGUCUCAAGUUUUACAUAGAUUUAUAUUUGAAAAAUCCUUUUGUAUGAAACCACAAGACUGAGCCUUUGAUAUUUGGUUUGUAGCAUUGUCUUAUGUUUCUCAACCAAAAUUGUUCAAAGUGUACACUUGGGGUGGAAGGAGGCCCUGCCCUGGGGUCCCAAAUAUAGACUUAUAUAGCAAAAAAAAACUUUAAAUAUCUUCUUGACUAAAACCACACGAUCUAGGCUUCUGAUAUUUGGUAUGAUGCAUUGCCUAGUAGUCCCCUACCAAAAUUGUUCAAAUAUGGCCCAUGAGGCCCGACACUGGGGUCAUUUAGUUAUUAUAUGAGAUAUAAAGGAGAAAAUACUUUAAUAAUUAUCUGAUCCUAUUUCCAUGACUUUAAUUAAAAUUACAUGUAGCUCAUAUUACUCAGGUGAACAAUCCAGGGUCCUCAUGACCCUCUUGUUUCACGAAAUACAUCAAUUUAAUAUUGAUUUCGUUCCAUUUUUCAUACUUUUCAAACAAAAUUUUAAAACAAAUGAUAUCAAAAUUGAAAUUGAAUUUGUUCAUUAUAUAUAUAGAGAUGUUAUGAAGCAAUUAAUAGCUGUAUGCUUUUAAUUGUACAAAUUUGUAUGUAAUGGAACACUUAAAAACUGUUAGUGUUAUGCAAAUUUUAAUCAUACUGAUUUGUUUUGACUUCUUAUAUAUAGUUCGUUAUGUUAUACUGCAGUAGAGGAAAUAAUUAUGGUGCCUUCCAAUAGUAGACUUUCAUUAUAUGACAAUAUUUCAUUCAUUUGUUCAAACUUUAAUAAAACCAGUUUUUGUAUAGUGCAUAUUUUCUGACAUGGUGGAGAUAUUUUAGUACAGGCUGUACCAUUAAAAUCAAUAGGUAACCUGGUGCAUAUUGGAUUUAUCCGACGAAAUCUAACGAUGUAGCCGAUUACCCUAAACUCAAUGAUAGAAUGGUACAUUUAUGACCUUUCUAUAAAUAUCUUCCCCAGGUCAGAAAAUAUGCAACAAACGAUGCUUACAAUACCAUAUCUUGCAUGUAAUUUCAAAUGAUAAUAAAGAAUGAAAGAGUG
Messenger RNA from Mercenaria mercenaria, 9206 nucleotides. RefSeq lists its product as uncharacterized. The transcript is spliced from 16 exons. The coding region runs from base 1 to 1359 and encodes 452 amino acids. NCBI's taxonomy places the organism in Eukaryota, Metazoa, Mollusca, Bivalvia, Venerida, Veneridae. The record is from RefSeq and is a predicted model, not a curated record.